This is a messenger RNA of Fragaria vesca subsp. vesca, 6524 nucleotides long. RefSeq lists its product as uncharacterized. The record is from RefSeq and is a predicted model, not a curated record. The coding region runs from base 1 to 6234 and encodes 2077 amino acids. Gene Ontology annotation, biological process: ribosome biogenesis. The transcript is spliced from 10 exons. Lineage: Eukaryota; Viridiplantae; Streptophyta; Magnoliopsida; Rosales; Rosaceae. Gene Ontology annotation, cellular component: nucleolus.
AUGGCCGAUUCUGAAGCUAACCCUCAACAGAGACAAACCCAUAAGAAAAAGAAGAACAAGAAGAGAAAGCAGACCGGACCAUACGAAGAAUCUGAAAGACCCACCAAAACAAACCGCACCAAUUCACCAGAGAACAACGAAAAUCAACAACAAGACCAAAACUUUGAAGUUGAAGGAGCUGAAAAACCCAACCAAGGUGGUCCAUGGAGGAACCUGGAGUUAAUUCUGUCAAUCCAGAACAAAGACCUUGAUCUUAACAAGAAGGUGGAACUAGCGUAUGAUUUUCUGAUGUCGAGAGUAAAGGAAGAAGGACGGAGCAGUGAUGAGGAUGAUCAAGCAGUGAACAUGUCACGUUUAGUAAUGUUUGGCAGUGAGUGGAUCCAGUCGUUGUUGAUUUCUGAAGGGAAGAAGGUUCAGAGUGGUGGAGACAAGCAUCAAGCUGAAGCUAUUGAUACGUUUUUGGAUUUAAGAUGCUGGGAGAUUUUUAAAUUCUGUCUGGAGGAGUCUCUGAAAUUAAAUGUUUCCUUAAGUUUCUCACGGAACCUUUUACGCUCUAUAUGUUGGAUUGCAAGGAGUGCACUGUCCUUAAUGAACCCAACAUCUUCAUCUCCAAGAGAUUUUUUUGCCAUUGGUGAAGGGUUACAGUUGUACACUACUGUGCUUGAUUGUAUUUCUAUGGUAUUUUCAUCCCAAGAAGGCUUCUCAAAUGAAAAUUUGGACAUGUGGAUUUCAACUGUAAGUUCAGUUCUUGACCUUGGACACAAAUUUUACAGUGAAGCUCCUGUUAGUCAUGAUGAGGGUGUAUUUGUUUCCCGAUUCUUGUGCUUGGUGCUUGAGCCAUUUGCCAGGUUUUUAAGGGCUCACGGAGCUCGGAAAAAUGGAUUUCAUGAUUUUAGUGAGAAGCUUCUUGAGCCUCUCUUGCAUCUCUACGGUCUCUUGCCUCUUCAGAUUGGUGGAAGUAAUCCUGGUUGGACGAGAAACUUACUGAAGCUUGUUGAAGAUGUAUUAUCUCAUGGGCUAUAUCACCCACUCCAUAUUGAUGGGUUUUUGAGCUUAUGCAGUACUGAAAAAUACGCCACAUCCAAAUAUGAGAAGUCAAAAGAUUCCAAAACAAUGAACGAGAGCUAUCAUAGACAUUUAUUUGAUAAAGUGGAAGGAAUUUUAGCUGCAAAGAAUGCAUUUGCAGUAGAAAGCAUAGGAGUCUUGUUUCAACUGCUUAUAGAUCAAGUUAAAAAGCUAAAGACGGAUUCAGCGCUGACUGCAAGUGGCAAAAUGAUGGGGAAAAGUGAAGGUUCAAGGCAUAUAGAAGAUAGUUCAUUGGGUCAAACAUCUAUGAUGUCUUCUGAGAGUCGUAUUAUUGAAACAAACUAUCACUCAACUAGUUUCAAUCUGGAAACACGAAGGUCCCUUUACUAUUUUUUUGUACUGAUUAUGGAGCCUCAUUUGCUUGAGAUCAAUGGCUUUCUUGAAACUAAGCUGAAAGUGGGCCCUGAAUUGUUGGAUGUUCGUUGCACACUUAAAGCCAUCAAUAGUGUACUUUUGGUCUUUAUGCAUGAAAAGAUUUAUCUGAGAACAGAGGAUGCCUCUGAGGGAGCUUGUCUUAAAUUUUUGAAGAAGGCUUAUAAUAUCGUCAUGUCAUUGUCCUCUGAUUUGAUUCAGUUGUCAGUUACACACUCAGAUAGUUUUACUCUAAUAGCAAAUGAGGUACUUUCUGCUGUAGGCUAUCUUUUGGAGAUUGAAUAUGAUGUUCUAGAGAAUGAUCUGCUAAGCUUGUGGUUAAUGAUGCUCUCAUACUUGGCCAUUGGGUUUUCUUUGGUGGAUUCUCCGGAUAGAUGCUCAUUAUUCUCCAAGAUAAUAGAUAUUGGAUGCCAAUUAAUUAUGCUCUAUAGUCAACUUCGUCAGGUGGAUACUGCUAUCUUUGCAUUGUGUAAAGCAAUGAGGGUUAUUAAUUUACAUAAUAUCGAUGGUGAUCUGAACUAUGGUAGAUUUGUCAUUCCUUUUCAUGGUGAAGCAUAUGCAAAAUCUGUGGAAAUGAUAUCAUGUGCUCACCACCUCAAAAUUGCAAUCCACAAAGCAAUGAAGUCCAUACCAGAAGGACAAGCCAGUCAGUGUAUUCAGCAGUUAACAUUGGAUAUAUUAGAAUCUUUAGAGUGGAUGAAAGCUAGUUGUUUGGAGGCUGAUGAAAAUGAAUUUGCUGAUUGCCAUCUAAGUAGCUUGCACAGUUAUAAUCUGGAAGCUGAACUUUUCGGGAGAGGGUUGUCAGAAAUGUAUACACUAGUGCUAGAGUCAUUGAUUGUCACAGCUGGAAACUCUAACCUUCUUAGCGCUUCUAUAAAGGAACUGAUUAGAGUGAUUUCCCCUUGCAUGAGCAAGCUGGUUGGACCACAGCAGGAGGAUGCUAUAAACAAAUUCCUAUGUUCUGUCGUGGUGAAAGAUUCUGACAAUGUGGUCGCUAGAAACAAAAAGAAAUAUCUGAUAUUUGGAGUCUCCACUUAUUGGGUAGUUCUAUUCUUCUUUCGACUGUAUAGUUCCUGCCGAUGCUUAUAUAGGCAAGCAUCAAUCCUUAUGCCUCCAGAUUUAUCAAGAAAAAUGUCUGCAGAAAUGGGAGAUUUGUUCUCCUCAUUCUCUGGCAGGGAUUGGAUGGAAAUGUCUGAUUGGAUGAAUGAGGGAUUUUUCUCUUGGAUUGUACAACCUUCAGCUUCUCUUCUUGUUGUUAUUCGAUCUAUUUCAAGCAUCUUUUGUAAGGACAGUGCAGCUUAUUCUUGUCCUUUAACUUAUGUAAUGCAUGCUAUGGCUUGUGAAAGGCUUGUGGAUUUGAAUAGUCAUAUAAAGUCUUUUGAAUAUUUGGUUGAAAAUGGUGAUAAUCUGGCGCAACUUGCGGAGAUCUCUUCUUUGAGGCAAGAGGCAGCAGGACUUACUGGUUUUAUGAUGGGGCACCUCUCAUUAGUGUCUGAAGAUCAACAGCGAAUCUUUACUUCCGCUGAUACGACUAAUAAUAAGAUGGUUCUCUAUGAAAGUGAUGAAUGGGAUUUCAGUAUUUGCUCUGUGAACAAGAAAUCAUUGCCAACUGCAGUUUGGUGGGUUGUUUGCCAAAAUAUUCAUGCAUGGUGUCCUCAUGCCUCUGAGAAGGAUUUGAAGAGAUUCCUUUCUGUUUUAAUCCAUACUUCCCUUCCCUAUGUAAGAAACAAUACUGGGGAGGUUAUAGAGCUUAAGAACCAUGAAGCUGACAGGCUGAAGAAUGUGGCAUUGCAUCAAAUCUCAUCACACUGCUUUAUUGAUUCCAGUCUGUAUGAGCAAAGAUUUGUCCGCAGGUAUUUUGCAAAGCUGUUCUGCCGUGCACUGGAGAAAUCUACAUUACCAUUCAUCAGUGACUUCCCAUCCAGAAAUGUUAAAUUCAAAUCAUCACCUAAUUGGCCGGACGUCUUAAGUGAUUUAGAGAACUCAUCACUGGCUAUUUCCUGCAACAAACUCAAAGUAUUUGAUUGUUCCUCAGCCUCAAGUUGCAAGGGAGAAAACUCCCAACCAUCUAACAUGAUGAAAUUUACAGCUUGUCAGAGUUUGCUUAAUCUUCUGAGUUGUAUGCCAAAAGGUCAUUUGAACACGAGAUCAUUCUCACGUUAUGUGACAUCUAUUCUCAACCUUGAAAGGAUUGCUGUUGGCGGCUUAUUAGAUUAUCAGAAUGCUUCAUACUCAACUUAUUAUUAUGAGCUCUUCAGAUUGUUUGUGUCUUGUCGGAAGGCCUUGAGAUGUGUAAUUAUUGCUUGUGAGGAGACAAUAGCCAGUCAGACCUCAGACACUCGAGUGCUCUUUGAGGAUUUAUUUCCUGUUUUAUGGCUUUACAAGUCAGUGCACAUGGUUGCUGGGCUUCAAGAGUCAUUCUCAAAAGAUAUUUAUCAUCACGUUCAUGAUAUGAUCUUGGCGUUAAUGGAUCACACGUUUUAUGUGUUUCUGACAUUAACUAAAUAUGAAACUAAUCAUGCUAUUCGUUUCCUUGAGGUUGCUGAGCUGAAUUCUGAAUGUUCCCGUGAACAGAGAAGUCCAUAUUCGUCCAAUAAUAUUAAAUCCUGGAAAAGUGUGAACAUUGCUGCUAAGAUUUUGAAGGAACAGAUGCAGAUCUUACUUGUAAAUGUGAAGGGUGGCAUUUGUAAAGAGGGAGUUGCUGUUGAUGCUCUAAAUUUGAACAAAUUUGCUUCCAUAAUUUCCUGUUUUAGUGGGUUUUUAUGGGGACUUGCAUGCAGUGUGAUCGACACAGAUGGGAAAAAUAGUGAUGAGAAGGCUAAGUUGUCAAGGUGGAAACCUGAACCAGUCUCCGAACUCGACCUCUGUAUAAACGCCUUUGCAGAAAUUUCUAGUCUUCUAUUACAAAUGUUUAUUCUUGACGAUAAUCAGCAGCCCACAACUAUAUGUGACACUUAUAAUCCUCAGAAGUCAGGCUACAAUUUAGAUUUGUUGGGUGCAGAGAAGAUUUCGCCAGAAGACAAUAAUUCGGUCACUGAUAUGGCAUGUGGUGGACUGCAGGAUGAAUCUGCAGUUGCAGUCGCAUGCUCAGCAUCAUCCGACAUCUGUGAUGACUCUGUAAUUGGUAGUGUUCAUAGAAGAAGACCGCGCUUGAAAGAUGCAAAUAGUGUUGUUAGUGUUCUCAGUGCUGUUGAUUCAUUUGAACUGCAAUCUCUAAAUAAGCCUCUGUUGAAAAGCAUGCUAAAAGGUGAUUUCCCCAAUGCAGCAUUUUUACUCAGGCAGUUGUUGAUUGCCUCUUCUGCUGUUUUGAGGCUAAAUUUGCAUAUUAAGAGUGCUCCCAUGUCGUCAAGCUUGGUGCAUAAGUUUGCUGGCAUUAUGCAAGUGGUGUUAUUGGAAUCAGUGGACGCAAGUCAGGUUCCACACUUCUAUUAUUUUGUGUGUUUAGAUGGUGUUCUGAAGUAUCUGGAAGAAUUAGGGAAUCAUUUUCCUUUGACUAAGCCUACCUUAUCCAAAGAUCUGUUUGCCAAGAUGGUUCAGCUACAGUUAUGGGCUCUAGGGAAAUGCAUAACUUUACAAGGGAAAAGAGCAACUCUUGCAUCUCAUGAAACAAGCACAAAUACACACCUUUCUCCUAUGGGAUUUUCUGAAGCAUCAACUCUUUCUGGCUGUGAAUACUUACUGGAUGAUUGCAAAGCUAGGUUGAGGUCAUCAUUCGCAGUGUUCAUAAAGAAAUCAACAGAGUUGCAUCUACAAUCUGCAGUUAAAGCUAUCGAAAGAGCUUUAGUUGGUGUGCAGGAGGGGUGCACAGUGAGGUAUGACAUAUGUGCUGUUAGUGACGAUGGAGGAAAUGUAUCUUAUAUUGUUGCAGCUGGCAUUGAUUGCUUGGAUUUGGUUCUGGAAUUUGUUUCAGGACACAAUUUGAGUGUGGUUAAAAAAUGCAUUCAGAGGUUGAUUGCCUGCAUGUUCAAUGUUAUUCUGCAUCUGCAGAGUCCACUAAUAUUCUAUGAGAGAUCCACUCCGAGUAAAGAGCCAGAUCCAGGAACAGUCAUUCUUAUGUGUGUUGAUGUUCUGGCAAGAAUUUCAGGCAAGCAUGCAAUAUACAAAAUGAAUCUCUGGCAUGUAGCACACUCGUUACGUAUACCUUCAGCACUUUUUCAAGAUUUCCAUCUCUUGAAACAAUCCAAAUGUCGUGUUCCAAAUGAUUCCUCUACAAGUACAAAUAACCAACUCUGUAACCCAGCAGCAAGUAUACACGUCUCUGGUGUAGAUAGGCAAUACUCAACCGGCCUAUAUUCUGCUUGCUGCCGAUUAUUGCAUAAUGUUGUGAAGCAUCACAAAAGUGAAUGCGAGGGGUAUGUUGCUUUACUUCAAGCUUCUGUUCAUGUUCUUCUUUAUUGUUUGGAGACAUUGGAUGCUGUUGUGGUAGCCAAGGAAGGCUUGUUUUCAUGGGAAGUAGAAGAAGGAGUCAAAUGUGCAUGUUCACUCAGAAGGAUUUAUGAAGAGCUAAGACAACAAAAAGAGGUCUUUGGUCCACACUGUUACCACUUCUUAGCUUAUUACAUAUGGGUUUAUUCAGGAUAUGGCCCCCGCAAAACAGGCAUCAAAAGGGAAAUAGAUGAAGCUCUAAGACCAGGUGUAUAUGCUCUCAUAGAUGUUUGCUCACCAGAUGAUCUUCAACGUCUUCAUACCUCAUUUGGAGAGGGUCCUUGCAGAAACACUUUAGCAACCUUGAAGCACGAUUACGAACUCAAUUUCCAGUACCAGGGAAAAGUCUAAGUGAAGCUAUUACUGUGGUAGGAUACACCAGCAUCACUAUUUGAUUCUGCUGAUGCAACUCUUGUACCAUGUUACAAGUAGGGUAACAUCUUACCUAUGUGAUAAUCAUUUUGUAGCUAUAUCUUUCUCAUACAUUAGGCUAACGAUUUUGACAUGAAAAUAACAAACCUGUUUGUUAUCACUAAAUUGGUAACCAGAAGUCAUGUUGUAGGUAAGCUACCUAAGAGAUGACCUUAUGAGUGUAUACAGGAAUCAACAUUGCUGAUAAAGUGCAACUUCAUAUUGUUUUC